Messenger RNA from Chara braunii, 2608 nucleotides. Lineage: Eukaryota; Viridiplantae; Streptophyta; Charophyceae; Charales; Characeae. The record is from the annotation of a GenBank genome assembly.
ACACGAUCGCACUCGUAAGGGCAAGAAGGGACCAAGAGCUGUAUUUCGCGGGCAUGGGCACUAGUUUCGCUCGCAUGAAAUCGAGGGAGUGGAAGUGGGAGGACGUGUGGGCGAGGUUGCAGUCGAUGGGCGUGACGAGGGAUGCCGUUGACUGCGGGAAGAAAUGGGACAACUUCAUGCAGCAAUUCAAGAAGAUCCACAAGUUCCAGAACCUCUCCGACGGGAAAGACUACUUCAAGCUUGCAUCGAAGGACAGGCGAUCGGAGGGCUUCAGCUUCGUCAUGGACCGGAGCGUGUACGACGAAAUGGAGGCCAUGACGAAGGGGGAUCACACGAUCCACGCGAAAAAUUUGGCGGACACGGGGGCGACCGGUGGGGUUCAGAUGCCGGCAGGCACGGGGGCUGCAGGGGACACCAUGGCCACUGAGGGUGGAGGGGACACAGCCGAUGAGGAGCAGGGGUCGACGAAAGACUCCACAUUCAGCGCGGGGAGCGACGACGGUUAUGGGAAGAGGAAGAACAUGCGGCAACAAACCUUUGAGGCCGUCGCCAACGUCAUGGAAAAACAUGGUGCGCUUAUGGCGAGCACAAUGGACAGCGCGAGCAAGCGGCAGUGCUCAAUGAUGUCAUGUCAGUGCGAAAUCCUGGAGAGCGAAGUCGAAGUGCAGAUGAAACAUUAUGCUGCGGCGGAUGAGUCGAACAGAAUGAUGUCGGCGCACACGCUGCACAGCGACAACAUCCACGCGGGACGCCCUCUGCCUUUUCUCCUCGUCGUCGCAGAGUCGCUCAUUUCUUCGCUGUCGUUGUCGACUUGGUUUGUCUUCGACGUCGUUGUUUCUUCGCUGUGGAUCUUUUCGAUCUCCUUCUCGCGGCGGAACCUUCUCGCCGCGGAUCCGUAUCACGCCUUGAGUGGUCCGACGUCCAUCAGUCGCCAACAUCUUCUUCUCGCCGCGGAGCGGUGCACGCUGGCUUCGUCUCCUUCAUGUGUGGGACUUCAUCAGUGUCGUUGUCGAUCGUCGCUCUUGCCCUUCAUCGUCCUCCCUCUCGCCGUGGAUCCUUCUCGCCGCGGAUACAUUUCGCCCCUUCGGAGGUCCGCCGUCACUUCGCGAAGAUCUUCAUCUCACCGCGGAGAAGUGUCUGCAGGGUUCAUCUCCUUCUCGCGUUCGCGUCCACGUGGACGUGGUGUGCGUGGCGAGGGCGAGGACGAAUUGCUCCCCAGGGCGGCAAAGGCGCUUGUUCGUCGUCGACGCGAACAAAGGCGUGGCCACAAACGGCCAUUGACGGAGGCGGGAAACAUGUCUACGCACGACGGCGCACGUGGAAAGAAGCGGGAAAACAUCCCCGCGGACAGUCAGGGGCGUGAAAGGGCCAACGAGGAGGAAGAUGACGACGAGUUCACGACGGAGGAGGAAGCAGCAGAGGAGAAUGUGGCGGCGCCUCGGGGAAGCACUCUUCAACGGUCGUGUGAUCUGAGCGGUGCGAGAAGAUUGGCGACGCCCCCUCCGAAGGCGCAACAAGUGCGUGCGCACAACACCCAAAAGGCGAAGGAGGUCGUCGUCGAUGUCGGCGGCGAGGACGACGAGGCGUUGGAGCGCCGUAGACAGCGCAAUGUGACACAAGGUGCCACGGUGACGGCAGUCAGGAUACGCGCCGCGACUGAAGAAAGGCCACCUCUGGGUGGCGUGCCCUUGACGUCAUCCCAGCCGUGCCUGCGCAACACGGCUGCAGAGGGGGGCUCCAUGGAACGAGGGGGAGGGGAGGGGGCCCAGCAAGAAACACACGUGGCGGGUGGGGUUGCCAUCGCUGCAGCAGCCGCGGGGUGUUCAGGCAAUGUUGGUGUCGUGGCGAGGGCAAGAGAGGAGGUCCUUGUUGUGGAGCGGGAGGCGGCGCCCGUCGACAACAACGGGGAAAGGGAGGAUGAAGACCCCCUUCUAAGCCGGGUUCGGAGGGGAGGAAUGGCGAGAGAUCUGGCCAACUGUGCCCGCUUGUGGGUCGAUGACAAAGCCGGAAUGCAAACGCCCCCCGUGCCCAGGAGCGUCGUCAUGCCGAAAUCGUCGACGACCCUCACAAGGAUUGCGGAUCCCGCACAACUGCAGCAGGCGACCGCCCGCGCGACGACAGCGGAGAAUAUCGCUCUGCGCGUCUUGCAUGGAUGGGUCUUCAAGUCCGGGAACCGCCCCCGAGGAUUCAAUGUCGCUUUCCAGUACACGUUGGAGUCGGUGGCGACAGACAUUGCGCGUGUCAUGUGGAACGACGAGGAGUGGAGUAAGGUCGUUAGCGUGCCCGUUUGCGUGCACACAAUCGACCUGAACAUGGACUUGCCAUUGUGGUUUGCGGGCACGAACAUCGAAGACAGGCCGGAGGACAACGACAUGGCGGCGCACAAGGAGUCUACCGUCGUAUGCAUCGCGUAUGCGUUUCGCACCGCGGUGCAAAUGGGUGGCAUCGUCAAUGGCGGUUUCAUCUCGCACGAGCGUCUGUGUAGAAUUGCAGAUUGCUUCAGAUUGUUGUUGGCUGCUUGCAUGUGGUUGAUGCGCAUGGCGGGAGACGAUGUGCGCAGCCACUAAGAAGCCUUUUACUUCGCAAAGCUGGUCGCAAAGCCCACGCU